Messenger RNA from Hypoxylon trugodes, 2748 nucleotides. RefSeq lists its product as uncharacterized. Lineage: Eukaryota; Fungi; Ascomycota; Sordariomycetes; Xylariales; Hypoxylaceae. Gene Ontology annotation, cellular component: cyclin/CDK positive transcription elongation factor complex; nucleus. Gene Ontology annotation, biological process: positive regulation of DNA-templated transcription, elongation; regulation of transcription by RNA polymerase II. Bases 386 to 2128 code for a protein of 580 amino acids. The record is from RefSeq and is a predicted model, not a curated record. Gene Ontology annotation, molecular function: cyclin-dependent protein serine/threonine kinase activator activity. The transcript has 4 exons.
GGCUUAGGUACUAACUCGGCCACGACGAUGGCUUCAGAGAGACGACAUAAUCAAUGAUUAUGUCGUCCUGCUCCGCAAAAGAUAAACUAUGGCGAGAUCUUUCCCAUUUGCUUGUUGCUUUUUUUCUUCACCUUUUCCCUCCAUUCCUUUUUUCCUCUUUUCUUCAGCAUCCACCAUACAUUGUGAAUGCUGGAUACUCCAACUUUACCUACAAGCCACAAGCAUACUACCAAUUCACUUGACUCUUAAGUGAAUUUCAACUCGGUUUGUGUCUAUUUUCUCUCUCGCGGGUUUCUUUUCAUCUGCUUUCAAUUUCGUUUCCAAUCACUUGUCUCGUCCUUUUUUUCUUUUCUACCUUUCAUUGCUAAGUUUCUGCCAUCAAUUAAUGAUGGACAAAUUGGAGAUGGAACCUUGGGGUUCCCCCAAGAAAUCAAGAAUGCUUGGAGAAGACGAAGACGGCGUUGAGCCUUCCCGGGUGGAGCCGGCCCGAACCGAAAUUGCCGACCCGAGACGCCAAUCAGGUCUGAGCUUAAGCUCGAGCUUGAAUAGCUUGAACCCUCGUCGUUUGAAUGCGCGAGUUUGGCCUUCAUUGCCCCCCGUUCCUUCAACCAAUCAGAGUGUUUACGAUCAGGAUCACGACUACGAUUCUGAUGAUUCUUGCAAAUCUAACCUCACUAUUACCCCUAAGAGAUACGCUACGGCCGUAGCCGAUUCCCGCCGUAACCAACGCAGUUCUUCCGUCUACAACUUCGACUUGAUUAAUCGAUACCUACGAUACGAAGACGAUUCUAUUGGCAGUAGUACCACGCUGGCUUUGGGUGAUAGUGAAGAGAUGGCGCCGAACCACGCCGCGAAAAACGGCGUGGCAGAGCCUCAGGUGACUACUGUUGGUCCCAACUUAGGAACUAUCAAAGUUGGCCACCAAUACAUCUGCGAGUGCUACAUUCGUCGCAUGUUCGCCGAGAAGCAUUUGGAUGCUGCGCGCGAGGCUAACUACCGCCUACAAGGUGUUCAGGUCAUCGAUUCCACUCGUGAGGCUCUCUUACUACCGGUUAAGACUUACAACACCGCUUGCACCUUCUACCACCGUUUCCGCCUAGAGCACCCUACUCACGAUUACAACUAUACCGAUGCCGCUUUAGCCUCCCUCUUCGUCGCAUGCAAAGUUGAGGACACACUCAAGAAGUCGCGUGAAGUUCUGUGUGCUCAUCACAACCUGAAGAACCCGGACCACCCGACCACCCAGGAUGACAAGAUCUUUGAUCAGCCUUCGAAAGUUGCGAUCGGUAUCGAGCGAUACAUGGUAGAAGCCAUCAGCUUCGAUUUCCGCGUUCGAUAUCCCCAGAAGAUUCUCACAAAGAUCAUUAAGAGCGUCCUUGGAACCUCGACGGAUGUCUCAAGCUUCUUUCCGAUUGCCUUCAAGAUGUCCAUUGACAUGUACAAGACCUAUGCGCCUCUAAAGCAUAGCUCAUACACAUGUGCUCUCGUCACUGCGCGACUUAGUGCGCUAAUCACCAAUCAAUUCGUCCGCGAGUUCCAAGCACUCGAUCCGCUUGACUGGCACACAGAUGAGCAGUGUGUGGCCGAAGUUAUGCUCGAUGUACUCGACCUUUACACGCAGCAUGGCAAGUCCACGAAGGUCGGUUCUAUGUUUGACCUCCAGGUAUUCAUCGACACUCAAAUCUCCGUCAACCGAUACGUCGAGCGCACUCACCUCUCUCGCUACCUGAACCAGUGCCGAGAGUGUCAAUCCACUGUACCGGCUACGCCGUCGACAGGUUCACCCGGAUCACUGAGUGCGCCUUCCGCUGCUGGAACUAGUACCAUCAAGCGCGGACCCAAGGGCGCCGACGGAGGCACCACGCGAUUCCUCUUCGACACUGACGAAGCCGUGCUGGAGAAGAAGACGUAUGACGAGUACACCAAGGAUGAAUGGGAAGAAUGGGAGGAGGAAGUCGAAGAAUCCGUCCCGGACCCACGCGACGAUCGACGCCCUGAACCCCGCGGUCCUAGAGGUCCUCGCGGACACGGUCAUGGACGUGGUGGCCACGGCCGAGGCGGAUUCGACCAUGGUUGGACUCCUCGCAACCGCCACGAUCGCCGCCGUCGCGGUGGCGGCUUCUACUGAUUUUCCCCCGAGGACAAUUAUGAGAUUAUCUCAUAUUUUUCAAACUGCGACUACAGCAGUUCUUCAUAAAAGUUUCAUCGGCGGCUCAAUUUGACGGCCAUUUGCAUUUGGCGGCGUACGGAUCGAUAAGAUACCCCAUUCUCGGAAUUCGCAUUAAGGAAAGGACGUUUAGGCGCAGGGUUGAUGCUACGUGAAGGCAUCUCAAAAGGAAUCGGAUUUUCACAUUAGGCGCUUUUACGAUUUCGGCCACACAGGCCCGGAAAAGACGCAUAGAAAAAAUAGCCUAAGCUUUAGGCACUCGCUUUGUUUGUAUCGUAGCAUUAGCUACAUUGUAGGUUUUUUUUCAAUUUUUCUCGCUCUUGCGUUGAUCAAGCACAAAACAGAUAGUCUAGCACUACUGAACUACGAGGUAGUUUUCGCUUUCGGUGGAUUUCUGCGUUACUGGUAUUUGAUUCGUCAAUGCUAGGCAAUACGAUUGAUUUUCUCAUGUUUUAUUCAUACUCUUUGCCUUGGUGAAUCAUUAUGUUGAUGGAUGGAGUGCAUGUGGGAAUGAGUGAUUAUUAGGUCGUGAGCAUAUGAGAGCUAUGAUCUCGCAAUGUUGUAAGGUAAUAACCCGACUU